CGCGAAUAGGACUGAGGGGGCGGGGUGGCCGAAAUUUCCCGCCGAGCUGGCCGGUAAUCCCCUAGUCGGUGUAACGAGCUCUUCUGCGUCUGUCAUGGUUCGUCCGCUAAACUGCAUCGUCGCUGUGGCCCAGAAUAUGGGCAUCGGCAAGAACGGGGACCUUCCCUGGCCCCCGCUCAGGAAUGAAUACAGGUAUUUCCAAAGAAUGACCUCAACCUCUUCAGUAGAAGGUAAACAGAAUUUGGUGAUUAUGGGUAGGAAGACCUGGUUCUCCAUUCCAGAGAAGUAUCGACCUUUAAAGGAUAGAACUAAUAUAGUUCUCAGUAAAGAACUCAAGGAACCUCCACAGGGAGCUCAUUUUCUGGCCAAAAGUCUGGAUGAUGCCUUAAAACUUAUUGAGCAACCAGAAUUAACAAAUAAAGUGGACAUGGUUUGGAUAGUGGGAGGCAGUUCUGUUUAUAAGGAAGCCAUGAACAAGCCAGGCCAUGUUAGACUGUUUGUGACAAGGAUCAUGCAGGAAUUUGAAAGUGACACAUUUUUUCCAGAAAUUGAUUUGGAAAAAUACAAACUGCUCCCAGAAUAUCCAGGUGUUCCUUCUGAUCUCCAGGAGGAGAAAGGCAUUAAAUACAAAUUUGAAGUAUAUGAAAAGGACAAUUAAUGUGAAAGUGUUUCCUGAUCUAUUUCAAGCCUUCUCCUCGCCUGCAAAAAAGAAUUAUGUAUUUUUUGUUGUAGAGACUUCUGUUGACUUUAGAUCUUUGGAUAGUUAUUUCUAAGCAAAGUACUUUUAUUCCCCAUUAAUCUUAACUAGACUGUAUCAGAUAUUAUUUGUGAAACAUUUCUUGCUGUAACUGCCUGAAUGCCCAUCAAGGGUCGAGAAUAGGUUACCAGCACCUGCCUAGGGUAGAAUAUAUACCAAGACAGCUCAAAGUGGGAGAGUCCCCUGAUAGCACGAGUUGAAACCAGAGCCUAUAGAGCUAGGAGCUAGGAAGAUGAGUCCAAAAGUCAGAAAUGGAUUAUAAACAGAAGAGCUAGCAUUCAGUUAUUAAAAUUAGAUCAAAAGAGGGACUGUGAAUUACUGUAUAUCACAUUUCUGAAAAAAUAUUCUGUUCACCCAGACUGCAAGUCAGUAAGUUGAAAACUCCAGGAUAUUCCACAGAGAUAGUAAAGAGGCAGGUACGAAACUACCUUUUCCAUGGUUAAAGGAGAAGGUCUGAGACCUUUAAAAACUUUAUUUCUGAUCUUCAAUGAGAGCCCAUGGCAUGCUACAAUGAUAGAACAAGAAUUGGCUGCCCUUUACAAAAAAGAAUAAUCUAAUAUCAAGCAUAAUGGCUAAAAUUUUAAAUUCAAAGAGGUAAUAAAUUGAGAAUGAAUAUUGCUAGAAACCAAAAUUAGUAAGUUAGAAACUAAACUUCACAAAAUUAAAAAGUGAAAAUGAAAACAUGUUUUACCCAUCAUGUUAGCAAGGAUUUAGACUAUCAAGUAUCCAAAAAAAGAAAGCAUUUCUGCCUUAUACAUUGGUACAACCUUUUUAGAGUAUAGGUUAGCAAUACAAAUUAAAAUUCAAAACAUUCUGCGUUUGGACCCAGAAAUUCCACUUCUAGAACUGAAUCCGGAACAAAGAGAUGGACCCAAGAGUAUUUGUUGCAAAAAUUUUGUUAAACUUGGAAGCAGCCCAAAUGUUGAUUAAUAAGAAAUAACUAACCAAUAUGCCUAUAAAAUGUAACAUCUGCAUCAGUUUAAAAAAGUGAAGUACUGACAGAAAAAUGCCAAAAAUUGCUAAGUAAAAGAAGCAAAUUGUUUAAUAAAUGUUCAUGUGUAGGAAAAGCAUGCUGCAAACUGUUGACAGUAUCAGAGUUGGGCGUUAUUUUCUGCAUUAGGUAUGUUGGUUGUGAUUAGAUUUUUUUUGAAGCAUGUGCUUAUUUUCAUGAAAAGUUACUUAAGAAAUAAAUUGAGCUCUUAAAAAAAAAAGAUAGAAAAACAAAUUGAGCCCUUUAUGCUUAGCAGUAAAAUUAGGAUACAGAACAUCAGGAAUAAAAACAAAUGUCUGAAAAUCUUCCUUAGAGGGAAAAAAACAGAUGACACAGAAGAACAGGCAUCAACAUGGAGUAAGAUUUACAAACCACAAGAAAGCAGUAGUGCUCUCUGCAAGGAACAUAACCAGAAAACUAUUAGUAUCCAGAAUUUAUAGAUCUUAGCUGUCGAUAACAAAAAGAAGCAAGCCAUUGAAAGAAGAAACUUACAUGGCCAAAAAUAUAUACACAGAUGUACCUUCCCACUAGUAAUUCGGGAAGUGCAAAUUAAAACUACAGCGAGGUACCAUCCAUAUACAUCAGAUGUGGCAUUCUUGCCAAUACUUAACAUUGUCAGACUGUUAAAAUGUUGGCAAUAUUCAUUAAGGAUGAAGAUGCACCUACCCUUUGACCCAGCAGUUCCACUCAUCAAUACCAAGAGCAAACCUCCUACGUAUAUAUUGAGAGGUUUGUAGAAGAAUAUGGCAACCCUGUUUGUAAUGGUGAAAAACAAAACAACCUGCAAUUCCAGUGACAAGAAAAUGAGUACAUUACUGUCUUAGGUUGGGUUUCCCCCAAAGCACAUCCUCAGAUUAGAAUUUGAAUGAAGCAAUUUAUUUGGUAGAUGACACAAGAAAUCACCAAUUGGUAUGUGAAAAAGUAAAACCGGGAAGGUGAGAAGGCCAGUUCAAGGUCAGUGAGCAGGUUCCCAUUGGGUAACAGACUCAGUACUGCUGAGAUAUCUGGGAAAUGGUGGGGAGGAAAGCUGGAGUAUUUAUCCCCAAUUCAUUGAUUUGGCGCUGCUCCCAAGGUUGUCAGUUUCCUGACCUGUGUAUAGCUGAACAUACUUCAGCUGCUAGAUAAGAGUCCCAGGUGUUUGCAGUAAGAGGCUGCUGGCAUGCAUAGGAACAGAGAAUGCUAAGCACUUAAAGCCAUUCCAUAUGUUUAUGAUUAUGUAAGAUUUUCUUACUUUUUAAUAUAGUAAAAAGUAUAAAGCCACACAGUUUUGUUUGAAAUAUUUUACAGAAGGAGGAAGAUCAAUUACAAGUUCAGGAAAUGAAUGAUGAUAACUCAGACUAGAGGACAGGACAUAGUAAAAAUAUUUGAUUCAGGAUAGAUUUAAAGGAGGGAGGUAACAGGAAUACCUUUAAGGCAGGAAGGAGAGAGGUAAUUAAAAAAAAUAAAACUGAAAUAAUAGGACCAUGCCUUCAAAAUUCUGAGACGUUAUUUUCAACUGAUAAAUCUAUACUCAGCCCAACAAUAAGGGGUGACAGUAAAAUAAAAUAAAGACAUUUUUAGACAAAGACUUAGAUGUUACCUCCAUGUACUCUUUCUUGGAAAGCUACUGGAGGAAAUGCUCCAGCAAAAUUAAGGAAUAAAUUACCCAAGAAAGAGGGUGGCAUAACAUCCAGGAAAUGGGACCCAACACAAGCAAUAUUCUGGGUAAGUAGCUGGCUUAGAAAACAAUAAAAAUAUGAAUUGGUUGUUGACACUCUGGAGUAUUUGGAAAGAGGUGAGUUCACUGAAAAUAAAGCAAAUGUGGGGGGAAAGCUGUGGAUUAGACAACCAUUAAUUUCAAGAAAAAGGGGGGAAAAGGAAGGUAGAAGCUUAAUAUGCUGUUUUUUCUCAACAAUGAGUAAUAUGCACAUAAAGUCAUAAAGAUGUGACUGCUUAGCCUCUUGCUAUGGUCUGGAUGUUUACAUCAUGCCAAAAUUCAUGUAUCGAUAUCCUAACCCCCAAGGUGAUGGUAUUAGGAGGUGGGGGACAUUGGUAGGUGAUUAAGUCACUAGAGUCGAGCCCUUAUAAAUGGGCUUAGUGCCCCUAUAAACGAGGCCCCAGAGAGAUCCCUCACCACUUCCCCCGUCCAAGGGUAUGGUGAGAAGACAGCUGUCAGAGAGGAAGCAGGCCCUCACCAGGCACCGAACCUGCUGGUGAUCUGUACUGAUCUACUGUGACCUUGGACUUCCCAGCCUCCAGAACUGAGAAAUGUUUAUUCACAAGCCACCCAGUUUAUGGUGUUUGUUAUAGCAACUCAAAUGGACUAAGACACCCCUAAAUCUGAUAAUUUGGGGGACAGUAUGGGAGGAAAAAUAGGGAUGUGAUAUAAGAACUAAAUC
Messenger RNA from Hippopotamus amphibius kiboko, 4126 nucleotides. RefSeq names its product dihydrofolate reductase (gene DHFR). Gene Ontology annotation, biological process: tetrahydrofolate biosynthetic process; dihydrofolate metabolic process; folic acid metabolic process. The record is from RefSeq and is a predicted model, not a curated record. NCBI's taxonomy places the organism in Eukaryota, Metazoa, Chordata, Mammalia, Artiodactyla, Hippopotamidae. Gene Ontology annotation, molecular function: NADP binding; dihydrofolate reductase activity. Gene Ontology annotation, cellular component: mitochondrion. Bases 95 to 658 code for a protein of 187 amino acids. The transcript has 6 exons.